Anas platyrhynchos (mallard) is the source of this 6178-nucleotide messenger RNA. It is a transcript of the gene EPHA5, whose product is annotated as EPH receptor A5. Gene Ontology annotation, molecular function: protein binding; transmembrane-ephrin receptor activity; ATP binding. The record is from RefSeq and is a predicted model, not a curated record. Gene Ontology annotation, biological process: axon guidance; ephrin receptor signaling pathway; protein phosphorylation. Gene Ontology annotation, cellular component: dendrite; plasma membrane. NCBI's taxonomy places the organism in Eukaryota, Metazoa, Chordata, Aves, Anseriformes, Anatidae.
AGUCGCGGCGGCGGCGGCUGGACGGGAGCGGAGCGGAGCCGAGCCGCGCUGCCAGCCCGCCCCGUCCCAUCCCGACCCGAGCUGGGGCAGCGCCGGGGAGGGAGGGGAAGGGGUCGGGGUGGUGCUGGUGGUGGUGGUGGGGUGGGGGAGAAGCACCCGCGGCCCCAUGCGCUGAGUGAGGGGCUGCGGGAUGGGGCUGCGGGGCGGUGGCGGCUGGGCUGGCCGCUCUGGGGCGCCGGCUCCCGGCUGGACGUGCCUGCUGCUGCUGCUGCUGCUGUGUGCAGCGCUCCGGAGCCUGCUGGCCAGCCCCGGCAGCGAGGUGAAUUUACUGGACUCACGCACAGUGAUGGGGGAUCUAGGAUGGAUAGCCUACCCAAAAAAUGGGUGGGAAGAAAUUGGUGAGGUGGAUGAAAACUAUGCUCCGAUACACACAUACCAAGUAUGCAAGGUAAUGGAACAGAAUCAGAACAACUGGCUUCUGACCAGCUGGAUCUCUAACCAAGGGGCAUCCCGCAUUUUCAUCGAGCUCAAAUUCACCCUGAGGGACUGUAACAGCCUUCCAGGAGGACUCGGGACUUGCAAAGAGACUUUUAACAUGUACUACUUUGAGUCGGAUGACGAAGAUGGGAGGAACAUCAGAGAGAAUCAGUAUAUCAAGAUCGAUACCAUUGCUGCUGAUGAGAGCUUCACAGAGCUAGACCUUGGCGACAGAGUUAUGAAGCUAAACACAGAGGUGAGAGACGUCGGGCCCCUGACCAAAAAGGGAUUUUACCUUGCUUUCCAGGACGUGGGUGCCUGCAUCGCCCUGGUCUCUGUGCGCGUGUACUACAAGAAAUGCCCGUCAGUGGUCCGCAACCUGGCCCGCUUUCCAGACACCAUCACGGGAGCAGAUUCCUCACAGCUGCUAGAAGUCUCAGGCGUCUGUGUCAACCACUCGGUGACCGACGAGGCGCCCAAGAUGCACUGCAGUGCUGAGGGAGAAUGGCUGGUGCCCAUCGGGAAGUGCUUGUGCAAGGCAGGCUACGAGGAGAAGAACAACACCUGCCAAGUAUGCAGACCUGGGUUCUUCAAAGCUUCACCCCACAGUCCAUCCUGCAGCAAAUGUCCCCCUCACAGCUACACGCUUGAUGAAGCAUCCACAUCUUGCCUGUGUGAAGAGCACUAUUUUAGGAGGGAAUCAGACCCACCUACAAUGGCCUGUACAAGACCCCCCUCUGCUCCUCGGAGUGCCAUCUCAAAUGUUAACGAGACUAGUGUCUUUCUGGAAUGGAUUCCCCCUGCUGAUACUGGUGGAAGGAAAGAUGUGUCUUAUUAUAUUGCAUGCAAGAAGUGCAACUCACACUCAGGUCUGUGCGAGGCGUGUGGCGGUCAUGUCAGGUACCUCCCCCAGCAAACCGGCCUGAAAAACACCUCUGUCAUGAUGGUGGAUCUGCUUGCUCAUACAAACUAUACCUUUGAAAUUGAGGCAGUGAAUGGAGUGUCCGACCAGAACCCAGGAGCCCGGCAGUUUGUUUCUGUAAAUGUAACCACAAACCAGGCAGCACCUUCUCCAGUCAGUAGUGUGAAAAAAGGGAAGAUAACUAAAAAUAGCAUCUCCCUUUCCUGGCAGGAGCCAGAUCGACCCAACGGCAUCAUCCUGGAAUACGAAAUCAAAUAUUUUGAAAAGGACCAGGAGACGAGCUACACCAUCAUCAAGUCCAAAGAGACGAUGAUCACAGCAGAUGGCUUGAAACCAGGCUCAGCGUACGUCUUCCAGAUCCGAGCCCGGACAGCUGCUGGCUACGGUGGCUUCAGCCGAAGAUUUGAGUUUGAAACCAGCCCCGUGUCAGUAGCUGCAUCCAGCGACCAGAGCCAGAUUCCUAUAAUUGUUGUGUCUGUAACAGUGGGAGUUAUUCUGCUGGCUGUUGUUAUCGGUUUCCUUCUCAGUGGAAGUUGCUGCGAUCAUGGCUGUGGGUGGGCUUCUUCUCUGCGUGCUGUUGCCUAUCCGAGCCUAACAUGGCGAUGUGGUUAUAGCAAGGCUAAACAAGAUCCAGAAGAAGAAAAGAUGCAUUUUCAUAAUGGCCACAUUAAACUGCCUGGAGUAAGAACCUACAUUGACCCCCACACCUACGAGGACCCUAAUCAAGCCGUCCACGAGUUUGCCAAGGAAAUAGAAGCUUCGUGCAUAACCAUCGAGAGAGUUAUUGGAGCUGGUGAAUUUGGAGAAGUCUGCAGCGGGCGGCUGAAAUUACAGGGAAAACGUGAAUUCCCAGUGGCAAUCAAAACCCUGAAGGUGGGCUAUACAGAGAAGCAAAGACGAGAUUUCCUGGGAGAAGCAAGUAUUAUGGGCCAGUUCGAUCACCCCAAUAUCAUCCACCUGGAAGGCGUCGUCACAAAAAGCAAACCGGUAAUGAUAGUGACAGAAUAUAUGGAGAAUGGCUCUCUGGAUACAUUUUUAAAGAAGAACGACGGGCAGUUCACGGUCAUUCAGCUGGUCGGGAUGCUGCGAGGCAUCGCGUCAGGAAUGAAAUACCUGUCUGACAUGGGUUACGUGCACAGGGAUCUCGCUGCCAGGAAUAUCCUAAUCAACAGCAACUUAGUCUGCAAGGUGUCCGACUUUGGCCUCUCCAGAGUCCUAGAAGAUGACCCUGAAGCAGCAUACACUACCAGGGGAGGGAAGAUCCCCAUCCGAUGGACGGCACCUGAGGCAAUCGCCUUCCGGAAAUUCACGUCGGCCAGCGAUGUCUGGAGCUACGGCAUCGUGAUGUGGGAGGUGAUGUCCUACGGCGAGAGACCUUACUGGGAAAUGACAAACCAAGAUGUGAUUAAAGCCGUGGAGGAAGGCUAUCGCCUGCCAAGUCCCAUGGACUGCCCUGCUGCUCUCUACCAGCUAAUGCUCGACUGCUGGCAGAAAGACCGCAACAGCAGGCCCAAGUUUGACGAAAUUGUCAGCAUGUUGGACAAACUCAUCCGUAACCCAAGCAGCUUGAAGACGCUGGUUAAUGCAUCGAGCAGAGUAUCAAAUCUGUUGGUAGAACACAGUCCGGUGGGGAGCGGUGCCUACAGGUCAGUGGGAGAGUGGCUGGAAGCCAUCAAAAUGGGCCGGUACACCGAGAUUUUCAUGGAGAACGGAUACAGUUCGAUGGACGCCGUGGCUCAGGUGACCCUAGAGGAUUUGAGGCGGCUGGGCGUGACACUUGUUGGUCACCAGAAGAAGAUAAUGAACAGCCUUCAAGAGAUGAAGGUCCAGUUGGUGAAUGGGAUGGUGCCGUUGUAACUCGGUUUUAAAGUCACUUCCUCGAGUGGUCGGUCCUGCACUUUGUAUACUAGCCCUGAGAUUUAUUUUGACUAAAGAAAAAAGGGAAAUUCAGUGGUUUCUAUAACUGAAGGACGUUGGCCUCUGCCACAGCGUUUAUAAAGCAGUGUUUGACUAAAGUUUUCAUUUUCUUCCUAUUUGUGUCCUCAUUUUCAUGAAGUAAAUGUAACAUGCAUGGAACAUGGAAAUGGAUCUACUGUACAUGAGGUUAACCUGAUUUCUUACGCUUCAGCGACGACAACAGCAAGCCUUCCCACCACAUGUUGUCUGUACAUGGGAUAUAUAUAUAGCACCUUUAUAUACUGAACUACAGCAGCACAUGUUAAUACUUCCAAGGACUUACUUGAAUGGAGAAGUUUUGCAGCUGUUUGUGGGCUCGCAAAAGCUGCGCUUCACUGAAGUUUACUUCGAGUCUUACUUGUCUACAGAAGUGUAUUGAAGAGCAAUAUGAUUAGAUUAUUUCUGGAUAGAUAUUUUGUUUUGUAAAUUUAAAAAAAAAAAUGCUGUUACACAGCGUUAAGUUAUAGAGACUAGUGUAUAAACAUGUUGCUUACUCAAUGGCAAAUACAAUACAGGGUGUAUAUUUUUUUUCUCUCUGUGUUACAAAGUUCUUUUAGUUUGCUCUUCUGUGAGGAUAAUACAUGACGAUGUAUAUACUGUACAGUUUGCUAUACAUCAGGUACAAGAUUGGGGUUUUUUCAUCGUUUUGUUCUUUUUCCCUUGUUUGCUUCAUUUUGUUUUUGUUUUUGUUUUUUUUUUUUCUCUUUUGUGUUACCAUUAUGCUUUGUAUUUUUGCUGCUGUUUGGUUUGAGCAACAUGUAAAGCCUUCGGGAAUUUUGAUUUGCAUAUAUGAGGUAGAAGGAGUCUGCUCAAAUAAAGGAUGUCACCCACCUUCUUCUCCACUGUGAGCUGGGGCCAUCCAGAAGAAGAGAAGUAAAGUGGGAGUUAAAGCAUCCAGCUCUCACCCUGCCUCAGUGGCAGUGUGGCAUCUGUGUUCCCUUGGUGUGUCUGAUAACCUGCCCCUAGCCUACCCCUUCCCCAUGUGUCCCCGUCAUCCAGCAUUGGGAUUUCACGGCAUUUCCCCCACACUGUGGCUAGGAAAGCAGGGGAGGUUGCCUUUCAGCUCAGACACCCUCUGUGUCCCUUGGGGAAGUUAGGCAGGUUGGCCCCAAAACCCCUGAUCCCUCUUACAGAAAUGGGUACAGAUCUGGCCACUUUGGUUCAGAGCACAGAGAGGAAGGUGAAGGAGAGCAGCCCGACCUGGUCACAGUCCCACAGUCGGUGUCAUCUGCCCGAAGCUGACACAGCUUGAGUCAGUCCUGGGUUGUAGCCAGCAUUCAGUGAGUACAUCAAAGCCCGAAGCUGCUGUUUUCAGGGUGUCCUGAGGGCAGCAGAGAGAUGCCCAGUGCUCUGGAAAUCCUAUCAAGGAACAGUUUGGGGCUAUCCUCCUCUGUUUGCUGUAGAUGGGAUUAAUCGGUGCAGUUAUUUUGGUAUUCAUAGGUUGUUUUGUGAAGACUUCGGUAAAGAUAAGGAUUAAAAACUGCUCGGCGGAUGGCGAGUGUGUGCUGUUUCUGUAGAUGUAUUGCUUCCGUGGAGGCGUUGGAUAGCAUCUCGGAGUGUUAUUCCUCAACGAUAACAUCGACGUGUUGGCGUAGGGCUUCAUCCCCCGGCGCUGCAGAACAGAGCCCAAGCACCCUAUCUAAUGCCCAGAGGCAGCUGCUUUCCUUCACCGCUUGCAGAAGCACGUGUUGAAUGCCACUUCAGCUGGCUUUAAAGGUCUUUAAUUUCCUCAGAGCCCUUUGAUGAGAUUUGACGCAAGUAGCACUUUCUGAAGAAAAGGGGUAGGGAAAGGUCUAGGAGGGGAGGGUUUGAGGGGGGUUCUUAGCAGCAGGGCUUUGCUUUCUUUCCACAGGGCUUCUCGAUGCAGAAUGUGCCCAUUUUGAAAUGAUGUGCACGCUCUGUAACAUCCAGUUCUCCUCCACGCCGCCUUGCCAUGAGGCACGGGCAAGGUACGAAGGAUCAGGAGGAAGCAUUGGCAUGUGGGAGGGCAGGAGGGAGGGCUGGCAACGCAGGAAAAGGCAACACAAGAAACAGGACGGGGACAAGUCAUGGGGCGAGAUGCAGCAAGGCAGAAGGGGAAAGGCAGAAGGCCUGGCGAAUCUCCACAGUGUGAUUUCUCACCCCGCUGUUUCGUUUUAUCAGCCACCAGGCCACAAAAGGCGGGGGGAGAAGGAAUCAAGACGUAACAAUUUCGGCACAUAAAAGAGAUUUGUCAAACAAUAAAUAACGUUAUUAGAGCUGUCAGCAGAGCUGUCUCGGGAUUAUUUGUGCCUCCCUGCCUGCAGUGCUUUGUAAAAUAACCCGUAGGAAGACAGAAGCAGCAACUCGUUUCUUUGGGAGGUAUCGUUCGGUCGCUGCAUGCAUCAAUCAGCUGCUCUGAGAGAGAUUUUAUUAGCAAAUUUCAGCACUUAGCCUUUCUGCCUGCUUUCUUCGGCCGUUCGUUAACUGCUGGCUCUGUGUGAGGAUUUGGGUUUGUUCUUUUCCAUGGACUUUUACCAGAAAAUCCCCUUUCGCCAUUUGUGGGUUUUUAAAGGCAUGUGCAGUACGGCUGGGACGCACCGCAUCGAGGUGAGCGUGAUGUGCUCGAUAUUCUGUAGUUGCUGCCAGAUACUGGAGCAACCUUCAGGAUACCCUUCAGAGGAACCCGUGGAAAAUGAACUGUUCUUCAGCCAGACUGCAUUUGUAAAUAGGGCACCUGCUCUCAGUUCCUUGAAUAAAUAAAUAAAUGACCUUUUAUAUUUAUUUCAAGAGCUGUUCUUGCUACAGGUCUCUUUAUUAUAGGCUUUGUCUCUGAACUGAAAAUAAAAUAAAUUGAUGUUUUAA